Messenger RNA from Paramecium tetraurelia, 447 nucleotides. RefSeq lists its product as uncharacterized. The record is from RefSeq and is a predicted model, not a curated record. The transcript is spliced from 2 exons. Lineage: Eukaryota; Ciliophora; Oligohymenophorea; Peniculida; Parameciidae.
AUGGAAUAUUAAAACCGAGAAAAAAUAAGCAAAAUUAGUUAGUCAUAAUAGUUGUAUAAAUUCAAUAUGCUUUUCUCCUGGUGCCACAUUAGCAUCUGGCAAUAGAGAUAAUUCGAUUCUUUUAUGGGAUGUUAAGAUAGGAAUAUAAAAAUUCAAAUUAAUUGGUCUUUAUUAGUGAAAUUUUCAGUUUUGUUCUCUCCUGAUGGCACCACAUCUACAUUCGGGAGCUAGGAUAGCUCAAUUUCCAAAUUAGAUGAUCAUAUGUCAAUUCAGUCUGCUUUCCUCCUGAUGGUUCUACAUUGGCAUCUGGUAGCUAUGACAAAUCUAUCUGUAUAUGGGAUCUUAAAAUAGGAUAAUAAAGACAAACGAGAUGGUCAUAUCGAAUAUUUCCGAUCAGUUUGGUUCUCUCUGGUAGUUAUGAUAAAUCUUACCUUAUAUAGGGAAUGA